AUGGGAUGCUUCCAUGGAUGCCUCUCCGUGCUCCAGUGGGCUCAGCCGCUGCCUGCGACUGGGACCAUCACAGCUACGUCCACGGCUGCCACGGGGCAACGAUUGCUGCUGGUUCGCCAUGGAGAAAGUGAGUACAAUGUACAUUAUGCGAAGCAUCACCAGGACCCAGGUGACAUGUGGGAUGCGCAAUUGACUUCCAAGGGUGAAGAACAAGCAGCAGAAUUAAAGCCUUUGAUGUCCCGUGAACACGUGGACCUAGUUGUUAGUUCACCCUUGACACGUGCCAUUCAGACCGGCUUGUUGGCAUCUCCUCCAGGGCAUCACGUGGUCACAGCUUUGGCCAGCGAACACCUGGAAGCCUCAUGUGACAUCGGCAGGCCGACCUCGGAACUGCGUGCAGCCUUUCAGACAGUGGACUUUGGAGAUUUACCAGAGGUCUGGUGGUAUGUGCCAGAGGAAUGUCGUCAAGACAUCACUGUGCAAGAGUCAAGGCGCUUGUUCGCUAAAGAAGGCCGCCGCGAAUCUCGCCGCGACUUCGAGCGACGCGUGGAUCUCUUCGUGGCAUGGCUCAGCCACCGUCAGGAGAAGGUCAUUGCAAUUUUCGCGCACGCAGACUUUUUCAACUGCUUUUUGCACAGAUACUUCGGUGAGAAAGAGGCGCGCUACAGCGAUUACUGGAUGAAGAAUUGCGAGGUGCUGCAGCUGGAGCUGCCAGAGCCUCUGCUGCCCAUGGCAGAGCGUGUACCAUCGCUGCCUGCAGCUGCACUCGCAGACACAGAGGAGAAGGUGCAGGUGCACACGCCUACUCCAAGCCGAGCCAGUCACGCGCUGGAAGCUCUACGCCAGGAGGGAUUGGCAAUGCUGUGUACCAGCUUUUUGGGCGGAAAUCCUACGAGCUGA
Molecule: messenger RNA, 900 nt
Organism: Cladocopium goreaui
Lineage: Eukaryota; Dinophyceae; Suessiales; Symbiodiniaceae
Source: the annotation of a GenBank genome assembly